Messenger RNA from Adineta ricciae, 234 nucleotides. The record is from the annotation of a GenBank genome assembly. NCBI's taxonomy places the organism in Eukaryota, Metazoa, Rotifera, Eurotatoria, Adinetida, Adinetidae.
AUGUUUCUCACCUGUUCCGAUAUAAAAAAUAAAGGCCAGAAGAAAUGGGGGCUAUGUGGUCUUUGUGGUCUUGGUGGUCUUGGUGGUUUUGGUGGUUUUGGUGGUCUUGGUGGUCUUGGUGGUUUUGGUGGUCUUGGUGGUCUUGGUGGUUUUGGUGGUUUUGGUGGUCUUGGUGGUUUUGGUGGUUUUGGUGGUCUUGGUGGUCUUGGUGAUCUUUUGGAGAGAUGCGCGUAA